Messenger RNA from Chlamydomonas reinhardtii, 3864 nucleotides. RefSeq lists its product as uncharacterized. The record is from RefSeq and is a predicted model, not a curated record. The coding region runs from base 162 to 1598 and encodes 478 amino acids. The transcript is spliced from 7 exons. NCBI's taxonomy places the organism in Eukaryota, Viridiplantae, Chlorophyta, Chlorophyceae, Chlamydomonadales, Chlamydomonadaceae.
GCAAACCAGGGCAAGACAAACUACAUGCCUUCCUGCCUGGCUUCAACCAAGACGCUUAAAGCCCGCGGAGACUGUCCAGUGCCGGAAGCAAAAACAUGUUGUCGCAGAAGUCCUCCUUUCUCGGCGGAUUAGGCUGUAAAUCUCGAGUACAGCGCAAGUGGAUGGCUUGUAAAGCUAGGGAACUACGCGUUUGUGCACGGGUGACGGCAGAGCGCGCGGCCCUCCAGCGGUCUGGGCAGCCGUCGGCAGACGCGCCGGACUUGCCGGCGCCGCCCUAUGAGGCGAGUGUACCAUAUCAGGCCGCCAUCCACCGCCUGGAGGAGUUACUGGAGCAAGCGAGCUGGUGCUCCGAAGACGAGGCUCUGCGGCACGAGGUGUCGAGCCUGAUCCCCGAGCUCAAGCUAACGCUGGCCACCAACGUGGGCUCGCUCAUGGCGCUGACCGCAUUCGUGCUGUGCUGGGUGACGGGCGAGGACCCGCUGGGUGGCAUCACGCUGCAGGCCCGCAGCCUGGACGCGGCGGGCCUGGGCGCGGGCUACGCGGCGCCGCUGCUGCUGUGCAGUGUCCUGAGCCGGCUGGCGCCGGUGCGGGCCGCCUUCCCGGUCCUGGCGGACCUGCAGGACACCACCAGCGGCGUCGUGAAGCCCAUGACGAGUGACCUGGACAACACGCAGCUGCUGCUCCUGGCGCUGGUGCUGGUGCCGCCCGCGCUCAUGCUGCUACUGCCCACGGUGCACGGCUGCCUGGCUGUAGCGGGCGCCAUCGCGGCCACGGAUUUAACGCAGCCGCUGCCGGGGCUGGAGGGCGGCGGCAGGCAGCUGCCGUUGGAGUGGCUCGGCGCGCAGGGCUGGCUGCACGUGCCGCUGGUGGUGCGGCGGGGGCUUGGCGCGCUAGUGCCGGCCCUGUGCAGUGCGUACUAUGCCGGCCACGUGAUGUCGCGGCGCCUGGACGUGGACGUGCACCAGGCCUGGGCGCUGCGCGAGGCCUGGGCCGGCGCCGACCGCUACUUCCUCCACGCGGCUGCGGAGCGCGUCGCGGAGCGGCCCGAGAUCUUGAAGCCCGGCAGUAGCAGCAGCAGCGGCAGUAGCAGUAGCAACUGCAACAGCAGCAUGGGGGCUGCGCCGGCUGCGCCCACGGUGGUGAGGCCGGCGGCUGCGCCCACGGUGCAGGGCCUGGGCGGCCCUGUGACGACGUUCGCGAGCAUGGGCGCGGCUGACGCGGCGGACUGGGGCGCGGGGUCGGUGGCGGAGCAGCAGGAGCAGGCGGCGCCACCGGCGGGCGCGCUGCGGCAGUUGGGUGCGGACAUGGCAGAUGCGUUCAGGACGGUGUCUGCGUUGUGGAUGCUGUCGCGCCGCCGUGUGGCGCGCCUGGGCUACGUGCUGACAUGCCUCAACAUCUCCUACCUCUACAUCAUCUGGCACACCACGAAUGACCUGGCCGCGCCCAUCACAGCGGGGCUGCUGGCGGUGCUGGCGGAGCUCCUGCUCAUCCAGCAUCACGACAACGGCGGAGGCGCAAGUGGCGGCCGCCGCCGGCCCGCAGCUUCCGGCGCCGUGGGGCCGACGGACGGCCAAGGCCGCGGCGAUGGUAGCGAGUAAUGAUGGGGUACGGCGGACAUCAUGUGCGGGAUCGCGCACGGUGCUUGCGCUCGAGGCGAGGGGCCACAGAGGCGCGGUGCCCGGCAGAGCGUUGGCGAGUGGUGGGCCUGCGUGGGCGCUGCGGGGUGGGGAGGAGGGGGGCAGCCACUUCCGUGAGGGCUGGAAAUAAGAUGCACGCCAGAUGACAUGUAGGGGGAGGGUGACACGCCGUAAGGAGUACGGUGCACUGACACAGGUAGAUUGGCUGUGUCGAUAUGGAGCGCGGGCGCCUGUGGCAGUCCCCGGCUUGUUAUCGUGCUUGCUUGGGACGUGCGGCCAUUGUUGUCUUCGCACUGCACCGCAAGCACGGAAGCACCUUGCGCACUCUUACACCAGGUAACAUGAGUCCGGGGGUGCGGGUGCAAUGCACCACCAAUUUAUGAGCCGGUGAAGGGCUGUAGGCUGAUUGAUCGCCGUGCUACUGCCACUUUGCAUUGACAACAUUGGACGUGCAUCUGGUUACCUGUACCUCAUAAAGCAAACCCGGUUACACUUACGAGUGAGAUGCAGCCCGUUGCGCGCGCCCCGCCGUGGGCCUCGGGCGGAAACCGGCCAGCCGUUGUGACAUUGUUGACUUGACGCCCAUUGGCGCGGCUUGGCGCGGACAGACCAGAGGGCUUGAUCUACCAUACCCUACGUUCCGUGCUUGUUGACAUUGUGCAAAGCGCGUCAUGAAGGUUGUGUUGUUGCGAUUGUUGCGUCGUGGCCGUUGCUAGUGGUGGUAUUGGAUGACGGUGCGGGAGGGGAUGGAGACACUGUUGCUGUCGAUGCACUCAUGCGGCAGGCACGGGCGAACUGUGGGGCCGGGCCGUACAAUACCUUGUACCAAUACAUACGUGUUGAGGGCGCAACAUACAAUUUAUCUGUGGAGAAAGCGGCGGCAUAACAAAACGAACCGUAGCGGAGAAGAAGAAAAUCCACGCAUACCAAAAGGAUUUCGUUUUAUGGUGUUACACUACUCGGGUGAUGGGACGUACCAGAUUGCGGCCCCAGGAGAGAAAGGCGAGGUGGCCCACAACGCAAUGUGCCGGAUUGUGCCGACAGAAACAUACAUAUACUGUCUGCGCGUGUGCGCGCGUGUACUUGUAUCUCAUGCUGUUGUAAAGUGCUGUGGUGGUAAUGAGUGGCAAAGAGGUGGGCUCAGUUGAGCGGCGGUGAUGCUGCGCGGGCGCGCCAACGCCGUGUGCUUCAGGCACACGGCAGCUGGAGUGACGCGGCGGCGUGCGCAUGCUGCUGGGCCACGCGCCAAGGACUGUACGAGUAUGUGUUGUUGACUGUUGACCGGGAAGUGGUUGCGCAGUAUAUGAAUAUGUGUUGUUGACCGUUGACCGGGAAAUGUUGCGCAGACCGCGAAGCAGGUGCAGGUGCAUAGCUCACGCGACCGUGCGGCUGCAAGUAGCUUAUUUCUCUGGAUGGGGAAUGGAUAGAAUGAUGAAGUCGUGGGUUGGAUGGACGCUGGUGAUAAGGAAACGGCAUCUGUUGGGUGUUGUUGUUGUUGGUGGUGGUAUCCGGUGCUAGGUGCUACCGGUACCACGAUACAAGGGUCGACGUGGAGUCCUGUCUUUGCACCAGACGUGUUGAUGUAAGCAAUAUCGUACGUAGCCACGGCCGGCUCGGGGCAUCGGGAUUCACACACGACACCGCCCUGUGCGUCAAGCAAGUUGGGGCAGCGCAGAGUUCUGGGGUGAAGCGGUGCAACGGCCGGCUUGGUGUGCACGGCGAAUGUACUUGUGUGCAACGGCGGCAAGCAUUACACCGUCCACCAGGACAUACAUAAGUGGUAGCUGAUAGUGCUGGUGAGGUACAGUGCCCUCCACGGCCCCCAUGGUGUCGUAUUAGGGCCAUCCGUGGCUCUCGCCAACGCGGCGUCCCCACACGCGAACAAUGUGUUGAGCUUGCGCCUACGGUACCAAGCACAGGCGACCGCUCAGGACGGUGUAGGAGGGCUAGCGCUAAUACGACAGGAUCAACCUAUCUAGCUCCUCACAUCACGGACCUAGGCCGGACGGCUGGGGAUGGAGGACAGGAUAAGUGCCCCCCACACGCUGCAGCACAGACAUUCCCAAACACUCGCUAUCGCCAAUCCAGGCAUUGCCAAUUCGCCAUCGAUCCGGAUCAUUUCAUCAAUCCAGUGACGGCCUGCUCAGCGCAUGGCCAUGGCAUUGAUGAGGCGGUGGUAUGUUUGCUGCAGCACAAAGGUCGCAGCCAGACCGUUCUGAAGUUGCAA